Oryctolagus cuniculus (rabbit) is the source of this 7074-nucleotide messenger RNA. The record is from RefSeq and is a predicted model, not a curated record. Lineage: Eukaryota; Metazoa; Chordata; Mammalia; Lagomorpha; Leporidae.
CGGCGGCUUGCUGGGCGCGCUCCCGGAGCCGGUGAUGAGGCCGCAGUGGGGACUAGCGACCCCGCUUCGUUCCCCAGCAGGCGUCUCUCGACCGGGCCUGUUUGCAUAAAGCGUCGGAAGUGGGCUGGGAACAGCCUCAGGUUCUUUUUUACUAUGCAGUGACCGGGAGAUGUCAAACCGCACACAGCGGUUUUGGCGUGGGUCCGACCAGGUGAUCUUGGCGCUAGUGCGCAUGCUGGUGCCUGACCCAAAGCCCCAGGCAUCCGUCAGACAGGUCUGGAGACUUAACGGACGUGGAGUUGGGAGCCCGGGCGCCAAACCUGCCUGUGACUCCACACCACGACACACGGGCUGAGCCUGGUUGGGAAUUGUGCUCCUGGUCUGGCAGUUGGUAGAGAGCAAUCUUCCAGGAUGGCAGCCAUCAACCCGUGGACUUCCUGGGGUGCCUUUACACACCAGACUUGGGGGAUGGCAGCUGUUGACCCGUGGCCCUCCUGGGCUCUGUGUCCUCAGGACCCUGCCUGGCACGUGGAAGGGAGCCCUGAGGAAGAGAGGAGGGCUGCCAGGCUCCCAGCGGCCCGUGUCCAGGAACCAGUAACCUUCAAGGAUGUGGCAGUGGACUUCACUCAAGAAGAAUGGGGGCAGUUGGACCUUGUUCAGAGGACUCUGUACCGAGAUGUGAUGCUGGAGACCUAUGGACAUCUGCUGUCCGUGGGGAAUCAGAUCACCAAGCCUGAGGUCAUCUCGCUGUUGGAACAAGGAGAGGAGCCAUGGUCAGUGGAGCAAGCAUACCCUCAAAGCACUUGUCCAGAAUGGAAGAAAAAUCUUGAAAGCAAAGCAUUGGUCCCAAUACAAAGCAUAUUUGAGGAGGAAAAACCCCAUGACAUGAGGUUGGAAAAAUACAUAUGGGAUGAUCCUUGGUUCUCCAGGGUAGAAGUUUUAGGCUGUAAAGACCAAUUAGAAAUGUACCAAAUGAACCAGAGUACGGCUAUGAGGCAAAUGUUCUUCAUGCAAAAGCAAGUGCUAUCUCAAAGAGGCUCUGAUUUCUGUGAACUUGGGACAGAGUACAGCCAGAACUUAAACUUUGGUCCUUCACAGAGAGUUUCCCAUGUAGAACAUUUCUAUAAGCCUGAAACACGUGCUGAAAGCUGGAAAUGUAACUCAGCCGUACUGUAUGCAGAUAAGGUUACCUGUGAAAAUAAUUAUGACAAAGCCUUCUGCCAGUCCAUUCAACCUGUUCACACUACAGGAAUGCAAGCUGCAGAUAAUCUUUUCAAAUGUACUGAUGCUGUUAAAUCUUUCAAUCAUGUAAUACAUUUUGGUGAUCAUAAAGGGAUGCACACAGGAGAGAAACUUUAUCAAUAUAAGGAAUGCCAUCAAAUUUUUAACCAGAGCCCACCAUUUAGUGAACAUCCAAGAUUUCAUGUUGGAGAAAACCAGUAUGAUUACAAAGCAUAUGAGAAUAUCUUUUACUUCUCAUCCUUCAUGGAACAUCAAAAAAUUGGUACUAUAGAGAAAGCAUAUGCAUACAAUGAAUGGGAAAAAGUCUUUGGGUAUGACUCAUUCCUUACUCAACAUACAAGCACGUAUAGUUCUGAGAAACCCUAUGAAUAUAAUGAAUGUGGGACAUCUUUCAUCUGGAGCUCAUACCUUAUUCAACAUAAGAAAACUCAUACUGGAGAGAAACCCUAUGAAUGUGAUAAAUGUGGAAAGGUUUUUAGGAAUCGUUCAGCCCUGACUAAACAUGAACGGACUCACACUGGAAUAAAACCUUAUGAAUGUAAUAAAUGUGGAAAAGCCUUCAGCUGGAAUUCUCAUCUUAUUGUACACAAGAGAAUUCAUACAGGAGAAAAACCUUAUGUAUGUAAUGAAUGUGGGAAAUCUUUCAAUUGGAAUUCUCAUCUUAUUGGACAUCAGAGAACUCAUACUGGAGAGAAACCUUUUGAGUGUACUGAAUGUGGGAAAUCUUUCAGCUGGAGCUCUCAUCUCAUUGCCCAUAUGAGAAUGCAUACUGGAGAGAAGCCCUUCAAAUGUGAUGAGUGUGAAAAAGCUUUUAGGGAUUACUCGGCCCUUAGUAAACAUGAAAGAACUCACUCUGGAGCAAAACCAUAUAAAUGUACUGAAUGUGGCAAAUCAUUCAGCUGGAGCUCCCAUCUUAUUGCCCAUCAGAGAACUCACACAGGAGAAAAACCCUAUAACUGUCAGGAAUGUGGCAAAGCAUUUAGAGAACGCUCAGCCCUUACUAAACAUGAAAUCAUUCAUUCUGGAAUUAAGCCCUAUGAAUGUAAUAAAUGUGGAAAAUCUUGCAGCCAGAUGGCUCACCUUGUCAGGCAUCAAAGAACUCAUACUGGAGAAAAGCCUUAUGAAUGCAAUAAAUGUGGGAAGUCUUUCAGUCAGAGCUGCCACCUUGUUGCUCAUCGGAGAAUUCACACUGACACAAAGUCCUGGAGGGAUUUUCACCAUUUCACAGCUGUGUCCCCAGUAUUGGAACAUGUUGCCUGGAACACAGCAGGUUCCCAGCAAAGUGACCAAAGAGGCCUUAGGUUUAUUUGCAGAGCUUCUAAGUCAGUCUCUACCUUCCAUCCCAUAUGACUAUGAUAGGACAAUAGAAGGGUCAUGAAGAGUUCACAGAAGCCUGUCCAGGCCAAAGGAGAGCUUCAAGUGGAUUUCUGCAGGCAAAUAGAGGUAAAAAUUGGGGUAGAUUGUCCUGGGUUUUAGAUAAUUGGAAAAACAAACCUUCAUGCUUAAGAACUUCCACUCUGGUGCUUUGUUUGACCUAAUUUUUAAAUUCAUUGGUAACUUUGUCCAGUAAAUAAGCCAGCUGGACUGGGAGGCCCUGAACUCAUUCUUUAGGAGCUGAACUGUAUACUGGACAUGGACUGCUAGCUGUCCACUUGCUGCCUCAAUGGAUCUGCAACAGUCUCACCACUGACGGGCUAAGAACACCCCAGGUAGAGGACAGAGAAUGAGACUUCCACAAUUAGCAUAUUUAAAUGCAUGUAAAUAAGUCAUAAUGUCAUGCCACAAAGAGCCCAGUGACAGUCAUCCCAACCCUGAACGUCUUCCCUCCCAACACAGUCAUGGAAAUGGGGUCCCUCCUCAGGUUUUUUCAGAAGCCAGCCCCAAGGACAGUGAUGACUCAGAGGGGAUGACACAGGGAUUUCACUUCACAGGUGCAAUUUUGGGAUAGAAACAGGUGCAUUGUGAGGUUCAUGUGUGUCACUCCCUUGCCCGCAAAGGAACGACGCUACUCGCAGCUAAUCGGUCUUCCAUAGACUUUUAUUAAGAAAAUAACAGCGACAGAGGUAGAGGGAAAGGAAGGAGGAAGGAAAAGAGAGAGAGAGAGCUUCCUUCCUCCGUGUACGACUUAUAUACAAAAUCCAACCAAUUGGAAGCGGGCUAAAGUCCAUGCAUGGAGCACUCUGAUCCGAUGCCUGUUCACGCGGCGUUCAUGCGCCCCUUGGCCAAUCAAAUGAGAUGUCACGCGGUGGGCAGGCUCUUCGUGUGGUCCUCGGCGCCAUCUUGUUGUUUACAACACUCUGUACCCUUUUUGGAAAGUCCCUCUCAGGUCAGUUACAUCCGGUGGAAAGCACCGUCCCAACUGAAACUAAAAACAUCUGCUUUAGCAAACGCAACACGGCUGCCAGGCCAAGCCUUAACUCAGAGGUCCCGUGGUAGGCCUACCCAUGGGUCCCCACAUCUCCCCCUUCUUUAUUAUAAUAAAUGGCAUGGAGACGUGCCUGUCUUAGGUGCCCCAUGGCACAUACUCUGCUUACCCAUCAUCGAGGAUGCAGGAGGCAUGUCCUGUCCUCUGUCUUAGGUCGCUAGGGUUGCCCGCAGGUGCUUACCCGUCUUUGACUACCACUCCAUCAUGCUAAGCCAUACUUCCUUAUUGGGGUGAGAUCGUAAGGUGGCUAGCAUGGCCUGUCGGAUUACCAGGUUGGCACACUGCUGACGGAGUGCUAAGGUUCUAAUCUGUUUGGCGUUGAGGAUGAGGCCCAAUAGUACCAUUAUGAACAAACAACUGAUGGCGACCCAUUCUUUAACUGUGGACCAGGUGCUGGAAAUCCAAACUUCAACUGGAGCCCUGGUAUUGUUAAGUACCCAAAUGCUAGUUCGUAAGCGUUGUAGUAACAUCGUAAAAUUGCUGCUCCAGGUGGUAUUAAUCAUAUGCCCUAAUUGGCGGGACAUGUUAGCAAGUGAAGAAUGUUGGUCAUAAGGAAAAGGCAGCAUGCAAACGGAGACAGAUUGAACCAAACAGGGUGCCCCCAUGACCGAUGCUAACAGAUUCAAUUCCUCCUGGAGGACAUCUACUCUUUGGUUGACCAGUAAGAUCCCCGUUUUGAGACUUUCGUCCAGUUGCUCCUGUUGUUGCAAAGCAACCGCUGUCUGCGCCGAAAUAUUGUUGAUUUGUUGAACUAACUUGGGUAACUGCCAAGGUGACUGCAGCUGCACUCGCCACCGCGGCCGCUGUGAUGGCGGCCACCAAACCUGCAGUGAUGGAAAGUCUCUAUGACUUUGCAGGAUCACUGCGAAGUCUUUAGGCCCUGCCCUAAUUGGGACCGGAAUCCAGGUGGGGACGCGCAUAAUUACCCCCACCGAGUUACCAUCCCAACAUUGAGUAAGGCUCCCGGCAGUGCAGGUAUUAUUCACUUUGUCACAACAUACCAAAGGAAAGGUGGCUCGACGCAUGCCUGAGCCGAAUAAGUCUCAGAUUUAUAAGUAUGGUGAAGAGUGAUAGUGUCAUCAUCCUCGGCCCACGAGCUACUGGACCAGAACCAACCCUUCAAAAACAUAAGUGGGGAUAAGUCAGUGCAUGCACCAACACUAUUGCAGGCAAUUAUGGGAUCCCACCCAUUACCCAUCUCGGGCACUGGCUUAAAGGUUCGAUUGAUCCACAGGACACUGGGUUGAAGCAUAGAGACAAGGGAAAUUAAAAGGAUUAGGAGGAAAAGGAGCAGAACUGUUAGACCCUCUGUGUGAGGAUGCUAACACGUCGAGAGGCACACCCCAAAGACUCAGAGUCCAGACCAGCUGAUGCAAAAAGCAAGAGGAUUUAUUCAGCGUCUGCGCAGACGGGCUUCCUGAACUCGGGAGUCCAGAGAGCACCCCCAGCACAAAGCCACACGGUUUAUAUAUCUGCAGCAACCAAUCAAAAGCACUAUAGUGUCCAUGGACACAGCAGUCCAAUCCGUGAGCUGAUCGUGUGAAAGGCAUGCGUCUUCUAUCCAAUGAGCUACGGGAUCACAUGGGAGGCAUGCACACAGCAGUCCAAUCCGUGAGCUGAUCAUGUGAAAGGCAUGCGUCUUCUAUCCAGUCAGCUACGGGAUCACAUGGGAGGCAUGCCCCUCAUCGCCAUUUUGUUGUUUACUUCUUUAGCAGUUCCUUUCCCUGUCAGCGUCAUCUUGUUCACCCUGAGGGGGAUGACAUCUCGCUCCCUUCGUUCCCGGGGAGGGAGAGCAGCGUCCCGCUUCCCACACUGUUAUUUGAGUAUUAGGAGGCUACAAACUGGGUUAGGUCUUAGCACAGCCAGGCACAAGUGUCGCAGCUAGCUAAGCAUAGGGUCCCUUAUUUUUAUAGCUGCACCUAAUUUUAGCUUUGGGGGAAAAAGUUUAGGGCUAUAAUUUUUAAACUUUAAUUUUAUUUGGGGCAAAGGUGACUUCUUGUUUUUAAUAGUGUUAGCUUAAGUCACUCCAUCUUGGUUUGAUUUUUAAGGUUCUUCAGAACUAACACUAAUAUUAACACUAUCACCAUUAAGAUCCACAUAGGAUCUACAGGAGUGAUUGAAGGUCAUGUUCAUAAACUCGGUCAAAUUAAUCCAGCGAUGGCCCACAAAGCUAGCAUAGGAUGGCAUAGCCACUCCUGGUGCCAACCAGGUAUGUAGGCGGCCACUUUGGCAGGAAGUAAGGCGGGGUCGAUUCAAACUGGUCCAAUCUCUACAGGCCGGCAGUAUUUGUCUAAUGGGUAUGACCGGCAACUCCUCUGAGCACCAGAAACAUUCCGUAGGGAAAGAACCUGAUGUAAAGGCAGCAAAACUGCCCUUAUGCUUGUUUGGGUUGUCGAGCCAGCCCGAGGAUUGGUUAGUUAACGUAAUGCACGGGGAGGUAUAGUUCACCUCGUCUCUGCCCGGCAAAAUCUCAAAGCAGAAGGAGCCUUCCAAAGCAAUAGAAAGAUUUAAGACACCAGUUUCAGACAGGGGCUUAUCUAGGCUGGCAACUCCAAAUAUGGAAACAGACAUAUUAUCAGCAAAAAUUAUGGGCAAAUAUUUAGAGGUAUUCGACAAAGGCAUGGGCCAGGGUAGGGCUCUGAGCAGGCCCCAAUACACUCCCUGAUCCUGACAUAUGACAACACUGCUAAAUAUUAUAAUGCAAAGAAUUCUAAGUAGCAUGAUUGGUCCUAUUAUUAUGAAUCGCAAUUAUCAGCAGUAAACAGUCAAUCAAUACUCCCAAUAAGCCACCAACACAAGCCAAAAACAGAACUAACAAAAGCACAAGUAGCAAUCGCUUCAUAACCUUCGCUUGCUCUCUGCUAUAUUUGGGCCUUGGGCCUCGUCCACUGUUUCUUCCGGGGGUUGUUGAUCGACACAAUUUCCCGUCAGAAGUUGGACUCUUCUUUCUGGCAUCCAAAUGGGUUGUGCAGCUCCCUGUGGGAAGAAACAAACAGCUCCUCGUACCCUUCUUAAUAAAGGGAACGGGCCUUUCCACUGAUUAUCCUGCAAAUCUUUCCACAUAAUCCAUUGUACUGAUUCUUUAUCCAUUACUUGAGUGUGUAUUUCCGCUGGAGUUUUGCCAUUUUUCUUCUUAUUCAAAAAAUUUAUAGUAUAUAAUGCUAAAGCCAAGGCAUCUUUAUUGGAUACCGCAUAUUCCCCUAUUCCCCCUUUUUGUUUAUUAAUUAAAUUCUUUAAAUACAAAUGAGAACGUUCCACAACGGCCUGGCCUUGAGGAUUAUAGGGUAUUCCAGUGAGAUGUACAAUGCCAAAUUCCUUUAAAAAGGUAGCAAAGCGAGCUGACGUGUAGGCUGGUCCAUUAUCAGUUUUAAUGACUUAAGGAACUCCCCAGGCUGCAAAGGACUGCA